Messenger RNA from Darwinula stevensoni, 204 nucleotides. NCBI's taxonomy places the organism in Eukaryota, Metazoa, Arthropoda, Ostracoda, Podocopida, Darwinulidae. The record is from the annotation of a GenBank genome assembly.
ACGAAGGUGCAAGAGAUGAAGCGGGUGGUGGAGGCGGAGAGGGCGGAGAAGGCCCGGCAGGAGUCGCUGGAGAGGGCGAGCCUCCUCCGCAAGCUCGAGGGCCAGGACCGGCUCGUCGCCAAGCUUAAAGACGCAAUGAACGAAGCGCAGUCGGAGUUGUACGAGAUGAAGUCGAAGGACGAGGAGCGAUCACGAGCCCAGUGA